Messenger RNA from Cercopithifilaria johnstoni, 2629 nucleotides. The record is from the annotation of a GenBank genome assembly. Lineage: Eukaryota; Metazoa; Nematoda; Chromadorea; Rhabditida; Onchocercidae.
AUACCCGGUACCAUUCAUUGUUGUCUCAAUACUGCUAACCUGCAUACUUUCAUCCGGCAUCUUUCUCAAAUUUGAAAUUGUCAGAGGAGUGCAUUACUUAUAUACACCGCUACAGGCUCAAUGGAAGUUAGAAGAUCAGGUAUUUCAGGAUAGCUGGGCCAGCAAAGAUGAUCAGUUUUAUCCAGGUAAAGAUAUAUUCCGCAGAAAAAGCAUUUAUCUUCUUAUACUUGCCAAAGAUGGUGGUAACAUCUUACGAGUGCCUCAUACUGGUGAAUUCAUGAAACUUCUCGAUUGGAUUGCUAAUGAAACCUUUACUACUAUUGAUGGAUUACAGUACACUUAUCGUAAUAUAUGUUUGCAUUACCAUGGUAAAUGUUUCGAAGAUAUGCAUGCCCGUUUUAUAGCCGAUAUAUUUCAUCGUAGUGAUCAGAAUCAUUUCAAUAUCACUUAUCCAUUAUUUAACUCACAAUUUUCAACCGAACCAAUUGAUCUAUCAGAAACACUUGGUGGAGUACAAAAAGAUUCCAAACAACGAAUCCAAACAGCAAAAGCUUGGAUAAUUCUUUAUCAACUGCAGCAAAACUCUGAGCUUAGUCAAAAAUUGAGCUUGGAUUAUGAAAAUUCAUUAAGUAAUCGAAUUGAAGAGAAAACCGUUCCGAUAGAAUUACUCAAUUUAUUUGCCUUUCAUUCGGAUAUUUUUGAAAUGGAACUUAUUAAAAGUAGUCAUCUCAUCGCACCAAAAUUUGCUUAUACUUUUCUGCUACUAGUAAUAUUUUCGGUAUUAUGCACUUUCAAUAUAAUCACUUUCUCAAUCCCGAAUUGUUCCAAAUCAUUAUUUAUUAUCGAUUGGCUUAAGUCUAAGCCACUGCUGGGACUUGUCGGCGUAAUCGUCAGCUUGAUGGCUAUCAUAUCGGCAAUUGGUUCACUCCUACUUUUAAGCGUUCCGUUCGUUGACAUUGUGAUAAUGAUGCCAUUUCUUAGUCUCACGGUUGGUAUCGAUGACACUUUCCUGAUAUUAGCUGCUUGGCAUGAUACAAAUUCGAAUCUCUCCGUAGAGGAUCGUAUCAAAGCAUCCAUGCAACAUGCUGCCGUAUCAAUUGCUGUAACAUCAAUAACAGAUAUUACAGCUUUCCUUGUUGGUGCUAUUGCACCGUUACCAGCUGUAAUCUAUUUUUGCUACUAUUCUGCUGCAGCAAUAGCUUUCACUUUUUGCUAUUCUUUAAGUGCUUUUGUUGCGUUUUUAGCAAUUUUCGGAAGACUGGAAGAAACACACCGAAAUAAUUUGUUUUAUAUUAAAACAGUUCCGUUUAAUGAAUACGUAAAAGCUUCGAGAUUGCAGAAAAUUUUUAAUAUGACUGGAUGUAAAUGUGAAAAUGAUGCAAUUCCAAUGCAUUCUCAGAAAACGGAGUCAUGCAACACACAGCUUGGGUAUCGUCAGUUCAUCAGGAAUUAUUACGUACCAUUUCUUACCUGUCGAGCAACUCGAAUUAUUGCAUUUAUCAUGUUCAUUAUCUAUCUUUUCAUAGCGGUAAUUGGGAUCAAACAGUUGAAAGUUGGAUUUGAUGUAACCAAUCUUCUUAGAGUUAAUUCGUCAGCCAAAAAAUUUCUGGAAUUGCAAGGAGAAUUUUUCAAAUACAAAAUGCCGGCAAUUGAAAUAGCGGUUAUGAAACCACCCGAUAUGUCUCAAAAAAGUGACAGAAUUAGAUUCUUGAAAGUUCUGGGAGAAUUUGAAAACACCAUUUGUAGUACUGGAAGACAUACAACGAAAUUCUGGUAUUUUGCCUACAAACGUUUUAUUAAUGAUCUUGGAUUUGAUGAUCAAUCUUGGGAUCUUUUACAAAAUGACAAAGAGGAAUUCGAGCAAAAUUUACAGCCAUUUUUGUUGACCAAUGACAAAUAUCGUUAUGAUAUUUUAUUGCAUGACAAUGGAACGAUACGGGCAUUUCGAUUGUCCACUCAAAUUAUUGACAUACCAACUUAUUCUUCACAACUAGUCCUUCAAUGUGCCGAGGAAAUGAGAAGUAUAGCAAAGAAAUACGAAAUGCAAUACAAUAUCACAACGUAUUCCCUUUUAUGGCAAUUAGCCGAUCAGCUAAGUGUAAUGUGGCCACAAACAUUGCGAGAUUUAUUCACUUCCAUUGUGGUAAUAUUACCAAUUUCAUUAUUAAUAAUUCCUCAACCAUUUUGUGCGCUUGCGAUUGCAUUAACAGUGGGAUCAAUUGCAUUGGGAAUAAUGGGAUUUAUGGCAUUUUGGGAUGUAAAUUUGGAUGCUAUCUCAAUGAUAACAAUUGCAAUGUCUGUUGGAUUUAGCGUUGAUUUUGCAAUUCAUAUCACUUAUAGUUACAUAUCACAAAGUGAUAACCAAUCGAGGAAAAAAAAUGUUCCAUAUGAACGAUUAUGUGGAACAUUAGAAAUAGUUGGUUGGCCUGUUUUACAAGCAUCGAUAUCGAUUUUACUUGGCAUUUUACCAUUGGCUACAAUAAAUUUGUAUGUUGUUCAAGUAUGUUUCAAAACUGUCACGCUUAUCAUCGUUAUCGGAAUUGUACAUGCACUUCUGUUUCUGCCGUUGUUUCUAAUGCAAGUUCAUAUAUUCUAUCUGUGCUUUAAGUCAUAUAGAAGAGUGAAAUAA